Molecule: messenger RNA, 669 nt
Organism: Boleophthalmus pectinirostris (great blue-spotted mudskipper)
Lineage: Eukaryota; Metazoa; Chordata; Actinopteri; Gobiiformes; Gobiidae
Product: troponin I, fast skeletal muscle-like
Exons: 7
Coding region: 91-609 (172 amino acids)
Biological process (GO): muscle contraction
Cellular component (GO): troponin complex
Source: RefSeq, a predicted model, not a curated record
CCCCCUCCUCUUUCUCCUCUUGUCUUUUCGGGCAUCGGCAGAAGCAGUCCUCCAUCUUCUGUUAGAGUCUGAAGAUCAGCACCGGUCAAAAUGUCUGAGGGAAAGAAAAUGACCUCGAGCCGCAGGCAUCAUCUGAAAAGCUUGAUGCUGCAGAUUGCGGCUGGCUGGCUCGAGCAGGAGAAGAAGGACAUAGCUGCUGCGAGGGAGGCCUACAUCAAUGAGAACUGCCCACCUCCAGACCUGAGUGGAGACCAGGCUGCCCUUAUGGAAAUCUGCAAGAAGAUUCAUGCUCAGAUUGACAAAAUUGACGAUCAGAGGUACGAUGCUGAGGCCAAAGUGCAGAAGACUGACAAAGAGAUUGAGGACUUGAAGUUGAAGGUGGUGGAGUUGGCUGGAGUGAAGAAGCCCGCUCUGAAGAAAGUGCGUAUGUCCGCUGACGCCAUGCUGCAGGCUCUGCUCGGAGGAAAACACAAGGUCACCAUGGAUCUGAGAGCUAAUCUGAAGCAGGUCAAGAAAGAGGUCAAAGAGGAGCCCACUGAGGCAGUUGGGGACUGGCGUAAGAACAUUGAGGAUAAAGCAGACAGGAAAAAGAUGUUUGAGACUUCCUAAACACCAGAAGGAUAAACACACGGAGGGGCUGAGGGUGCAGCUCAGGUCUGAGUGGUUACA